Molecule: messenger RNA, 699 nt
Organism: Paramecium pentaurelia
Lineage: Eukaryota; Ciliophora; Oligohymenophorea; Peniculida; Parameciidae
Source: the annotation of a GenBank genome assembly
AAUGUUGAGUGUGAUAUUAAGAAGGAGUGCCUAAAGAAGUAUGGCAAUUAGAGGUGGUCAUGGAUGGGAUAGACCAGAUGUACCUUUAACAAUUGCAUAUUAACAUAAAAGAAGGGUAUUAAUCAAUAUAAUCAUUUUUAUAGAUGGAUGUUUUUGAUACAAAUUUAUGGUUUUAUUGUGGUGUGAUGCCUGAAUACUUUAUCAAUUAGAGUAAUUAAUUAAUUUGAUCUUUUAGAUGAGGGAUAUUUACAUUCAACUUAGAAUGCCAUUAAAUAUUUGAUACUUGAUUCGAAAUAUAUUAUUGCAGCUUUUGUGGCAGCUAUUUUCACAUAUGAAAUAUUCUAUGAAGCCAGAUUUUGGAACAUCCAACCAGAUUAUUUAAAAAACCCAAUCGUCAACUAUUCAAGAAAAGUGUAAUAAGAGAGACCCUUCUUAGUUAAGCAUUUCUUAGAUUUAAGUAAGGACUCUAUUUAAUACUAUUAUAAUAGGUAUUACAGGUGAUAUGGGUAUUUAAAGAAUGAUUCCUGGGGAUAAGAGUUUUGCAACUGAAUUAUUGGAAACUUAUGAAGAAUAAAAUAAACACAUCCAACUCAUGAAUUUGGAAGGCAAAACAUAUAUAGAAAGAGUUGAGGCUGAGACUAGAUAAGUUGUUGCUAGAAGACAUGGAUAAGUUGAAGAUCAACAUCAUCAUCAUUGAUA